AUGUUUAACAUUUUAAAGGUUUCUUUAAAAGAUUUCGAAACAUUAUUGGAUAUCGAAGUGCCUUAUAUAGAAAAUGCUAUGAAGGAAGUGAGUGAACUUGAAGAAAUAUUGAAAAGCGAACUCGAAAAACAUUUUUCAUCAUCAGUUAAUAUCCGUACAUUUGAAGAUGUUACUGUGCAAAUGGAUGAUGGAAAGCAAUUAAAAUUGAAUCGACUGGCAAAAAUUGUCUUGAAAGCUCCGAUGAUUAUACAAAUGGAUUUUACAAGUAAUCCGGCAUCAAUUAAAGCUGCCAAACUCGCUAUAAUGAAUAAUCUUAAUGUGAAUACGCAACAAGAUGGUAUUUGUUUAUAUGCAACGAUGCCAAAAAUGACGAGAGCACGAAGAGAGGAAUUGGCAAGAACAGCUGAAACUAAACUCUACAAUGAAUAUAGACUAGCGCUAAAUGAGGUUUAUGUCAAGUAUAAUAAAAAAGCAGAAAAAGAACUGACAAAACAAGACGAAUUACGUGUAAUCAAGAGCAGUUUAUUGACCUUAAAGCGUGGUAUGGAAUGUAAAGGAUUGGAUAUGAUAGAAGAAUGCCAGAAAAAAUUAUUAAAAGAAGAGGAUAUAUCAUAG
This is a messenger RNA of Dracunculus medinensis (Guinea worm), 615 nucleotides long. Lineage: Eukaryota; Metazoa; Nematoda; Chromadorea; Rhabditida; Dracunculidae. The record is from the annotation of a GenBank genome assembly.